Haliotis rubra (blacklip abalone) is the source of this 438-nucleotide messenger RNA. Its product is annotated as triadin-like. NCBI's taxonomy places the organism in Eukaryota, Metazoa, Mollusca, Gastropoda, Lepetellida, Haliotidae. Bases 1 to 438 code for a protein of 145 amino acids. The record is from RefSeq and is a predicted model, not a curated record. The transcript has 3 exons.
AUGGAGAAGCAGGAACGGAAAGCGACGUAUGAAUGUGGUCCUACACAGGCUCAGACACGAUGGAAUGGUCGCUUUUCUGAAGGAAGUUGGAGUAAGGAGAAGUCGGAGAGUAAGAAGUUGGAGAGUAAGGAGAAGUUGAAGUCGGAGAGAAGUAGUAAGGAGAAGUCGGAGAGUAAGGAGAAGCUGGAGAGUAAGGAGAAGUUGGAGAGUAAGGAGAAGUUGGAGAGUAAGGAGAAGUCGGAGAGUAAGGAGAAGUCGGAGAGUAAGGAGAAGAGAAGUAGUAAGGAGAAGUCGGAGAGUAAGGAGAAGUCGGAGAGUAAGGAGAAGUUGGAGAGUAAGGAGAAGUCGGAGAGUAAGGAGAAGUUGGAGAGUAAGGAGAAGUCGGAGAGUAAGAAGAAGUUGGAGAGUAAGGAGAAGUUGGAGAGUAAGGAGAAGUAG